AUGAAGAACAGCUUGGUUCUACUCUCAACCAUUCUCUCGAUUUCAUCGCUCGCUUCGGCGGAAAAUGGAGCUGCCCGAUCCAGGUAAGAAGAAUAAAAAAAAUAGUGAUUUUGUAAAGUUCGGCUGCGGAGAAACGUAGUAAAUGAAACCGAAACUGAUAACGAGAACCGGUUUGACAGAUGUUGGACAAGUGGUAACGGACGAGCUGCGCAAUGGUGGCCGGAGGGCGAAACGGUGACUCGCGGCAAGUACUACUAUGAGUGCAAGCGCGGCCAGCUGGAGCCGCUCGGAUGUCUGUCGAACGAAGGGACCAAAGUGGCCCUGGCGCACACUUUCCAGCAGGACGGAUACGAGUUCAUCUGCCAGCUGGGUACGUACUUUGCUUUCCUUAUCAGCCGCGUCUCUUUACGACGCCCCAUCAAUUCGAGAUGCGUUUUGUAGGAAGCGACGGCUACAUCGAGUUCGGUUACAAUGCGUGCGUCGGCACAGAUGGACGUACUUAUCAGAAAGGAGAGACUUGGACUGAUGCCAAGGUGAGGAGAGGAGAAAGUUGCGAUCAGGCGGGAGACGGCUUGCAAAACAGAGAUAUCACUUCCGGUCACAGUGGGGUCCCACCGGGUGAUCUUUCGUCUCGAGACUCUUCUAUUCAUUUCUCAUUUUCCCCUUCCAGAACACCUACUACUACCGUUGUCGCGACGACGGACGCGUCGUGAAGGCGUCGAUCGAGGGGUGCAUCGCCCACGACAAGCAGCGUCGGGUGCCGCUCGGACAGACCGACGACUUCGACGGAUACACGUGAGUUUAUCUCUGCUUAUCCGUCUUCCGGUCGCCGCCGACACGGCGCCAAAAGUGUAAAUGAUAGGUGACAUAUGGUCGCAGUGAAGGUCGAGAGCGGCUGAUUUGAACGGAAAAGCGAGGGAAUAAAUACGAAGUGACGGGGGGCAGACUAGGUGGUGGUUCGGGUAAACAGAAACCGAAACGGAGACUAAAGACUGUCGUCGACUGAAAGAUUGCGGGAUCUUUGGAAUCAGUUACUGCAUAUCCCUGUCACGGUUCUGAUGAACUGAAUCUGAGAUGUACAAUAUCUAGUGUAGAUCCGAACACUCCAAACCAAUAUUGGUAGCUUUCCGAAAGUCCUGGCCAUCCAGGGAUCGGUAGCUAUUGAAUGUCCCCGGGACUCUGUCCUAUCUUUGAAUCUUGGAUGUAAAAAUCCGUUUCGGUCGAUCCAUUCAAAGUGCGAAAGCGAUAAAGUGCGCCUUGUCACUCGCCGUUUAGACAACCUUCAAAUCCACCGUAUCACUUUCGGAUCCAGUUUUUUUUUCGCAUCUUCAGAGUGACCUUUUUCAUUGAAAAUCGCACGUUUGCGUCUUUGAAUUGAAUCGCAAUCAAUUUUUUUAAUGAUAAGCGAAAGUGCAACAAAGAUUCGGUUUUUCUGCAGAUACAAGUGCCAGCAGAAGACGUCGGGAGUGGUGCAGAUGUGCAGUGUCGGCUGCAUUCACGAAGGCACUCGCUACUCGGUCGGACAGCAGUACAAAGUGAGUCCGAAGGCAGCGGAAGGGCGUGUCCAUCCCCGAAUCCGUUCACAAGAGAAAGUGAUUCUCGAUCAGCGAACGUUUGCAAAAAAGGAAGAGAGAGAUUGAUAGUAUCUUCUCGAACAUUGAACCGAUUAAUUAUGUUUUCAGGACGGCGACUACCUUUUCUAUUGUAAGUUGCAAGGCGGAAAGUGUACGAAACAAUGCAUCGGAUGCGUGUUCGGCGGCCAGAAUCUGUACGAUGGACAGAGGUACAAACGGGACGGAACCACCUACCAAUGCGAGGUUUAAUUGACACUUCGGACGGCCGUUUCCGAAACGCUUUAUUUGCAGAUUCGUCCGGGAAAGAGGAAUCAUCGCGCGGUCGGCUGUGCCAUUUCGGAGAACGGAAAGGACGUGAACAAGGUAAUCGGAUGCCGUUGGUACGAGCAGAAUCCCGAGUGGAAGGUCGAGAAGACAUGCGAGAAGGACGGGGAGAACGCGGCGAAAGUGACGACCGUCGGCUGCAUUUACAAGUACAAGGGAUUCGAUCGCAUUUUCCUCGAGCCCGGAAAGUACACCAUCUGGAACCUUCCGAAGCAGAAGGACGUCGUCGGAUUGGCGUGCCGCAAAACCGCCGACAGUGCCGAGUUGAACGUGUUUGACGUGUCCAGAUUGGAGCAGAACACCGCCGGACUCACCUACGAGAUGCCACGUGGCAAAUGA
Molecule: messenger RNA, 2237 nt
Organism: Caenorhabditis sp. 36 PRJEB53466
Lineage: Eukaryota; Metazoa; Nematoda; Chromadorea; Rhabditida; Rhabditidae
Source: the annotation of a GenBank genome assembly